Messenger RNA from Porites lobata, 3382 nucleotides. Lineage: Eukaryota; Metazoa; Cnidaria; Anthozoa; Scleractinia; Poritidae. The record is from the annotation of a GenBank genome assembly.
AAAAGCAAACUUGUCGAACAACCGCUUAGUCGAACUCAAGGAAGAUGUGUGCUUCUUUAACCGUAGUGCUUCUUUUGCCCAUGGUGCUCUUAUGUGUAGAUGCAUCUGACCAUCGCAGCGAGCCGAUGUUAGUGACUAUCAACAAAAGAAACCUCGCUUUGAAUUUUAAUAGCUCGGAAGAAGACGCCAACGAGGUGUUCUCAAAUAUUUACAACAACUUGUUUCAAGAGGACGGCACAUUGAAGAAGAAAAGGGCUGCAAUCAAUCCUGAUAACGUUCAAUGCUAUAAAGGAAAAGGUAAGUGAACUAAACUGAACUAAUUUAUCAGGGAACGGGUGGCCUUAGGGUCGUCCUGUUUUUCAAUGUAUGUAUGAUGUAGUUGAGAUUUAAGGCUUCUUCAGUUGUACUAACCGUCUGUACCUCAUCGCUUAUCUUCCAUUCCUGCCUUUGAGUGAAUUAGAUAGAACCUGCGCUGAAAUUUUUGUCAAACUUUACCCGAUGGUUUUUUUAUGUUAUGGAAACUUUAAUUUUGAAAUAAAAUUAGGUGGGGGGGGGGGGGGAAGGGGUAGGGGGUAGGGGGGUUUUCCAAACCCGUUUAGGAGCAGGAGCAACUUAUACCAAUAUGACUUUUUCUGCGCCGGGAAUUAGUCUCUGUUUGUUCUAUUCUAGAGAAAGAAAGUUACUACUGCUAUUGGAAAAAGAAAAGAAAGGAGAAGUCGAGUCGGGCAAAAGCCACCAUAAUUUAAUGUACACGCGCUUAUCACGCGUAAAAUUAUGCGCAGUGAGGAUGCGCAAUGCAAUACAAAGGGAUAACCUUAAUGAGACUUGCUGCUUCUCACUUCCCACAUUCUAUGCUCAGGUACUGAUGAAGCUGGAACCAUAUCCUUUGACUUCACUGAUCUUCACACCCAAUACGGCGGAAUUAUGCAAAAGGCGGAGAUUCGACUGAAGGUGACCAUCCCAACAUCCAAACGGUCUCACCUAGCCUCUCUGUACGAUGUCAUGACGAAAGAGGAGUUAUCCCAAGCCAAAAUUGCGCCAGGUGCUAGUCAGCAGUGGCUUACAUUUCCAGGCACGCCAGAGCUUUACAAGUGGCUUAAAAAGCCCAGAACCAGCCAUGCCAUACAGUUAGUGGUGAUAGAGGAAAAGAUGGAUGGAGUUUUGCGACUGUCCACUGAAAAAGAAAGGGGCGUGUUUUAUCUGCCACUGUUGGUGAUUUAUACGGCCAGGCUACCACCAGUGAAAACAGGUCGUCAGCAAGGGAGGUACGUAUAAGACAAAGAUUUGGAUUUUGCUGUACUCUUUUUUUGCAAACAUUAGUGAAAUGCAUGGGUUUUUCCCGGUUAAGGCUAUUUUCACGCUAUACCUGAUAGCUUUUGUGCCUAGUCAGGGGCACCCAACGAGAAUAUAGUUCAAGACCACUUAAACAUAGAUAGUAAAACUUCUUUUAGUAUUUAAACGGUAGAUACAGGCAUAUUUUUAUCCCCUUAAAAUUUUUCAUCUGUUCAGAUUUCCUGGCUGAAAGUCUAGUGAUCCGAAAAUUAUAGGGAUCAAAACUUACCUUUUCGAAAAUUUCAGCUAGAAAAAAUGCUCCCGAAAAUUCUAGGUGACCUUUUUAGGGUAAAAAUCGGUUAAAAAUGAGCAAUUGUACCAUUUUUUAGAGGUUCGAAAAUCCUAGGAGAGGCAGGCAAGUAAGAAAUUUUACAACAAAUGUUCCGAAAAUUCUAGAUCUCAAAUCGUCUCCCGCACAGAUAUUUCCCGAAAAUUGACGUUGGGUACCCCUGCCUAGUGCAAGAAAACCAUACCAGAUAGGGCUUUGGUUCACACAUAAGAAUGGUGAUUUCGGCGCGAUUUCAGUAACGGAGCGAAGCUGCUUUGCGCCGCGAUCGCUGAAGUGGAGGGUCACAUAUCGGAUACGAGUUCAUACUAUAACGGAUACUUUUCAUGUCGGAACGAAACGCUUUCCGGUAUCAGGGUAUGAACCGUAGCCAAAAUGAAAAGCCACCUCUUAAAUUAUAUCAUUUUCAUAUUUACAGAGCAGAGUGCUUCAAAUAUCAAUCUUUUAAUAGCUAUCACGUUCGCUUACGCGAAAACGCUUUGAAUUAGUGGUAUUUUCUUCCUAAAUCUUAAGACAAUUUUCUCACAACUCGGUAAGUAUAUAGCAAUUUCGGACAAGAUGAUCGAAAUGAUUAGUAUAUUCUUGAGGCAGUACUCCGAGGAAACAUUCAAAACUUUUAAAUUUAUGACAAUCCGUAGUGUGAUAAAAACAGUAUUAUGGCUGUAAGGUAUGAAAUUCUCCUCUUGAAACCAAUUCACUUUUAACGCAUUCGUUCUUGUCCGCCCAACACUUUGAAGUGUUCUAUUUAAUUUUAAACAAGACUGACGAGUCAGUAAGCCAAAUUCGCACGGAAAGGUUGCAAAUGAGAAGCUAUUUGAACGAGGUUGUUUGAAAUAUCAAGGGUAAAAAAACGAUGAAUUCUACAUUUGUUUCAGUUUAAAUAGGUAACUUGUUUAAUUGGACUUGUGUAUAAUAUCAGUAUUUUUUUUGUUACAGAGAUAGACGCUCUGACGACGAAUCGUCAAUGGGGAAAAUCACUUGCUCUAAACGUGAUCUUUUCUUGAACACCAGCCAGGUCUUUGGAGAUUCAGUGGUGUACCCUCUAGCCUACAAUGCAUACACUUGUGCAGGAAACUGCGAGAGGCCAUUCAGCGAUAAUUAUAACCGAGACUCGUUUACAAAUUAUGCACUUGUGCGAUAUCGAUUCCAUACACUGCAGAACAAAACCCACCACAGCUUUGAUGUUUUCUGUGUUCCGUUCAGUUACAAAAGUCUUACCGUGAUGCACUACGUUAACGAAGCAAAAACUCAAAUUGCCAUCCGUACUUUUCCAGAGAUGAUUAUCGCGAAGUGCAAAUGCGCCAUACAUGAAAAGUCAUUGAACGUAACUAAGUAUCCUUUCCGACUGUAGGCACUUCAAGCCGGGCCUGAAGCACUUUUCUAAGGGGUAAUUACUUGGGAGAAAUAGCCAUGCUCUUGAAAUUUCUAAAUAAAAAGGCAAUGAUAUAUUUUUUGGACGGUUUAAAAAACGAGCAGGAGUGAUAAUACACGACUGCGAGUUUUUUGAAUGGCUUCAAAAUCUCUGAUAUAGAUCAACUCAUUCUUGCACUGAUAUUUAGAUUAGGGGUUAUUUUGGUCUAAAAAAUUCGACGUAAAGUUUAGCCGUGUCGUUAUCAGAUAUAAACACACUCAUUGAACAUUAAUUUCUUUUGUUUUUUCUUUAUGCAUUAUUAAUGAGUUUUUGAACGACAUAUAACUGUUGAUGAUUCACAAACCCUUUUUUACUCAUUGCUCAAGAAAAUCUUGAGAAAUACUGCAUUGCUA